This is a messenger RNA of Thamnophis sirtalis, 2229 nucleotides long. It is a transcript of the gene CRLF3, whose product is annotated as cytokine receptor like factor 3. The record is from RefSeq and is a predicted model, not a curated record. Gene Ontology annotation, molecular function: protein binding. NCBI's taxonomy places the organism in Eukaryota, Metazoa, Chordata, Lepidosauria, Squamata, Natricidae.
GAGGGCCUGCGGCUCUCGCUGCCGAGUGGCGGUGGGUCGUCAUCGGGGGUGGAAAUGGAGCCGGAGCCGGAGGCGUUGUUGCAGGAAGCGCACGAGAGCAUCGAGGCGGCGCGUACCUACAGCCGGGAGCUGCAGCAACGCCUCAAAGGACUGCACCUGGCUCGCCAGCAGAUCAAAAACAGUGCUGCACAAACCCGGGAAGUGCUGGAACAACAUUUCAGUGACUUAAAAGGGACCUUGAAAAAGUUGCUGGAUGAAAGAUUGGCCUCCUUGCUCCAGGAAGUAGACAACAUAGAACAGGAAAGCAUCAAGCCCUUGGAUGAGUGCCAGAAGCUCAUAGAACAAGGAGUUGGGACAGCCAAUGAACUUGUCCAGGAAGGUGAAAAUGCCAUUUGUGGAAUUACAAGGGACAACAGUGACAAGCUCUGCAGUUUUGCAAAAAAGGCUUUGCAUAUUCAGCUGGACAGUUUACCUGAAGUGCCAUCGCUGGUUGAUGUGGCUAGCUUGUCUGCUCAGUGGGAUGACUCCUUUUUUACAAUUAUGAAAAGCUACAUCUUCAGCCACGGAACAGUAGCAUCUCGACCGCCGAUACAAAUAGAAGAACUGAUCGAGAAACCUGGAGGUAUCUUAGUACGGUGGUGCAAGGUUGAGGAGGACUUCAUCCCGCAAGACUACAGGCUUCAGUAUCGCAAGAGUACCACUUGCCAUUUUGAAGAUGUCUACGUUGGUUCUGACACAGAAUUCAUGGUGUUGCACAUCGAUCCCAACGUCGAUUAUCAGUUCAAGGUUUGUGCGCGGGGAGACGGCCGUCAGGAAUGGAGCCCAUGGAGUGUUUCUCAGACCGGGUGUUCCACAUUGGUGCCUCAUGAAUGGACUCCAGGCAUGGAGGGCUACAGCUUGAGCAGCCGAAGGAACAUAGCCCUUCGAAACGAUUCGCAAACGGGUGGUGUGCUGUAUUCCAAGGCUCCAACUUAUUGUUGUGGUCAGACACUGACAUUCCGAAUUGAAACAGUUGGCCAGCCGGACAAGAAAGAUAGUAUUGGAGUUUGUGUUGAGAAGCUGAAUGGCUAUGAUUCUUUGCAACGGGAUAGAGCUGUAUGCAUUAGUACCAAUGGAGCUGUUUUUGUCAAUGGAAAAGAGAUGACCAACCAGUUGCCUGCAGUGACUUCAGGAUCAGCUGUAACCUUCGACAUGGAAACUGUGAAUUUAGGCCCUUGCAAUAAUAAUAAUGGGGGGAGCUUCAAACUCAGAGUGACGAUUAGUUCCAACAACAGGGAAGUGGUCUUUGACUGGGUACUUGAUGAAUGCUGUGGCUCUUUGUAUUUUGGAUGCUCCUUCUCCUAUCCCGGCUGGAAAGUUUUGGUGUUCUAACUCUUAGACUGGGUAGUACUUGUCUUUCGGUGGCAUCAUUCAAAGGGUUUGGACUCCAAUGACACAAUUAUUUGCUCCUUCAGGCUGUUCAAUCUGUGUGUCUUUGGUAUAUUGCUCUUGGUUCAAGUGAUCUGCUUGAUGCCACUUUUCUGUAAGAUAAACAUUACUUGAACUCUGUCUUCUCUACUGGAUUCACCUGAAAUAUUGGUGGAAUGCUGAGUAACCUGGAAAAGUUAUGUAAGUUGUUGUGUUUGCUAUCGACAUCAUGCAUUUUGAGUAUUAUUAUUAUUAUUUUUUAGAACAGCUCUCUCUGUUUGGAUGUUCUCCAGAGGGUCUGGACAUGAUCUUCCACAAUCCCUAGUUGAGGACUUAAUGAAAGGGGGAUUAUAGGAGUUGUAGUCCACCUCUGGAGAUCUUCAAGAGAGAGAGCCUGGUUUUGGAAUAAAAAGUAGAAAUGAUUCUGUUACUUUGGUCCUGCUAUCAAUGCUUGGUUAUGCGUUACUAAAGUUUGCCUAGUGUUAUUCUUUGGCUCAGGGUUAAAGGACCAAAAUUGUACGCAUGUUUUCCUCUUCAUCAGAGUUCGGUACUGAAAUGCUGUACCUCAACCUGCCAAAAGCUUUCUGUCCGCUGGGCAAUAAGGCUUUUUGGCCUCUAUGUUAUCCUUUUCCUUCAGUGCCUUGCUAUAUUUUGCAGAAGAAAUCUGAGCCGAAACGCUUGUUUUGGUGAGCCUAUGAUACCGACGUGCCUUAGUUUGGUGCUUCUGUUGAACAAUAUUGCAGAUGUGAAAUAGAAAAUUUCAUUCAUGGCAUUUGUCACUUAAGCCAGGGGUCUCCAAUCUUGGCAACUUUAACACUUGUG